AUGCGAUCGGUUCUUGCGUUCUCUGCGCUAUUGCUGUCAGUGGCGGGAAUCGAUAUUCCUAGCUUUGCUCCGCCUCAGUUUCCUCCUAGCACUAUACAGAAUGAUGGGACGAAUGUCGGUCGCUAUGAUGUUCGGAAGCACAUGGCAUGGCUCGAUCCUGGUGAUGAAAAUCUUAGCAGUUACUUCUUCCUCCUCUGGGUAACCCUUACGGAUGGCCGCAAGUAUCAUGUCACGGUUGCUCCGAACCAUUUUUUCAACAUGACAACCGGCAUCUACGUGUUGAAUGACCUCCAGAACUUAGAGGCACCAGCUGUCGGAGGUACCGCUAUGGCUCCAGGCGUGGGCCGUGAUGAUCAAGUUUUCUUGCAAUCCAUCCCACAGAACUUCUCUAGUCCAGCUGGCGGAGAUAACUACACUACCCUGCAGUACUCCAGCGACUUCUCUGGAGUAAAGAUUGAUGUGACUUUUAAUCCAACCGGAAAGAAUCUCUAUGUUGGCGGCAGCGGUGGUGUUACAAUUGGUCCCUCUUCCUUCGUGAAGGACCAUGAUGAUUAUCGCCGCCUUAUUCCUGGGUAUUCUUGGUACUGGGGCAAUCCAACUAUGCGGGUUAAUGGCACGAUUGAGAUUGAUGGGCGCAGCGAAGCAAUCGACUAUGAUAACUCAUUUGCAUUCUUUGAGCGCCAGAGUGGUGUCUUCGGAAUUCCAGGAGGACACCUCGGAUUCUGGCUGUACCUUUCCAAUGGCAUCAUGAUCCAUACCUGGACCUUGGCGCCCACCACCGAUGGUACACUGAAUGAACGUGCAUGGGCGACUGUUUGGCAUCCUGAUGGCUUACACGAAGUUGUCGAGAUUGCCGGUACUUCCAGAGCGUUGGAGAAAUGGGUUAGUCCUGUAACUGGACUGAACUACUUCAGUCAGUUCCGAAUCGAUAUGCCCACUCGGAAUGCAAGCUUUCAAAUCCAGCAGUAUCCAGCCAAGGGUGAAGUCACGGCAGGAAAAGGUUAUAAGGGCUACAACAUUACUGAAGCUUAUGGCCAAGGUACCGGAACGUGGGAUGGACAAAAUGUCAGCUUUUUUGGUCACGUGGAGCAACUGUCCUUCCUUGGCGGUGGUCACUAG
This is a messenger RNA of Colletotrichum truncatum, 1119 nucleotides long. RefSeq lists its product as uncharacterized. The record is from RefSeq and is a predicted model, not a curated record. Lineage: Eukaryota; Fungi; Ascomycota; Sordariomycetes; Glomerellales; Glomerellaceae.